AUGGACAGUGUCUUGGUGGGCACUAACUCCAGUACUGAACAGCCCAUCUCAUUCUACCUCACUGGGAUUCCUGGCUAUGAGAAUGUCCAUCACCUCAUCUCCAUCCCCUUUUGCGUUCUCUAUCUGAUUGCAAUAGUGGGCAACUGCACCAUCCUUCACAUCAUCCGUACCAAUAAGAGUCUCCAUGAACCCAUGUACUAUUUCUUGGCUAUAUUGUCCCUCACUGACAUGGGCAUGUCCGUCUCCACAUUGCCCACAGUACUGAAAAUCUUCUGGUUUGAUGCUAGGGAGAUUGAAGUAAAUGCUUGUAUAGCCCAGAUAUAUUUUAUUCAAACAUUCUCUCUGAUGGAGUCAUCUGUGCUGUUAGCGAUGGCCUUUGACCGAUAUGUUGCCAUAUGUGAUCCUUUGAGAUAUUCAAGCAAACUCACUCCACAGUGCAUUAUUUAUAUAGGCAUCUUCAUUGUCAUCAGGUGCUCCAUUAUCCUCCCUGUUGUUCUUGUUCGUAUCCCCACGUUUUCCUUCUGUCGCUCCCACGUUCUCUCCCACUCUUACUGCUUACAUCAAGAUGUUAUCAGGUUGUCCUGUAGUGACAUAUCUUUCAACAUUUAUUUUGGCUUGUUUGCUGUAGUAAUUUAUUGGGGUGUAGAUUCUCUGGGAAUCUUUUUAUCAUAUGCCUUCAUCCUCCGCUCUGUCCUAGGCAUUGCAUCUCAAGAAGGAAAGCUCAAGGCCCUCAACACAUGUGCCUCCCAUAUUUGUGCUGUGCUCAUUCUGUAUGUGCCAAUGAUAGGGCUAUCUUUGGUCCAUCGUUUUGCAAAACACUCUUCACCUAUUAUUCAUAUAACCAUGGCCAAUAUUUAUUUAUUAGUUCCCCCAGUACUCAAUCCAAUUAUUUAUAGCAUCAAAACAAAGCAUAUUCGACAAGGGUUCCUAAAGAUAUUGAAGAAGUUUGAUUUUAUCUGUAGACUUGAAGUGACAAGAGUAUAA
This is a messenger RNA of Tupaia belangeri chinensis (Chinese tree shrew), 984 nucleotides long. RefSeq names its product olfactory receptor 51G1. Lineage: Eukaryota; Metazoa; Chordata; Mammalia; Scandentia; Tupaiidae. Gene Ontology annotation, molecular function: olfactory receptor activity; G protein-coupled receptor activity. Gene Ontology annotation, biological process: G protein-coupled receptor signaling pathway. Bases 1 to 984 code for a protein of 327 amino acids. The record is from RefSeq and is a predicted model, not a curated record. The transcript has 2 exons. Gene Ontology annotation, cellular component: plasma membrane.